AUUAUUUCGAUUCAGAACGAACUCGCACCACUUCCAUAAAGGGAAACCGUGAUUUACGAGAUAUUCAAAGCAGGAGGCCUUCAAUUCCUUCUCCUUUAUCAAUUGCCAUUCCACCAAAUACAUCGAAUAAUAUACAAACCAAAGGUGUUGCGUCUCCAAAUAAGAAAUUUGAUAUUUUACAAUAUGAUGAUGAAAUGGAUGAAAAUAUUCCUUUAGGUCCUAGGCGAAGUAUUCCUAACAUUCGCACGAAUUCUUUGGCUUCAAAGUUCUUUAAACGAAGCGUUCCAAAUCUUCGAGAUGCUGCUGGUAAUGAUCACACUGUUCCUUUACCAUCAUCUAAUAUCAAAAGAACAAUUGCUCAUAUGCAAGAUGCACAAUCGACAACACCUCAAGGAAUGAAAAAAUCUAUUCCUGUUUGUGGUAACAAUGCCCGUUAUAUUGCAAAAGAAUCUCCAACUAAUGCGAGCCACUCUUUACGAGAUGAUAAAGAUAUUAAUGGAAUUAAUAUCAAUACGAACCAUUCAUAUUCUCAGCAUUCUAGAUAUUCACCACAAGAUGCUCGAUAUUCUCCUCAGGAUACGAGAUUUUCCUCGGGCCGAGAUGGAAUUAGAAACCGUGAACGUGCUAAUACUUUUAGUUAUAAUAAUAUGAAUAAAGAUUCUCGUUUAUUACCUGCUCCUCAUGCAAUUUCUCCACGCCAAGGCAAUAAAACAUUUAACAGAGAACGUUCUUACACAUUCACCAGUGGAAAUUCUCCAAUGAAUCCUAAUACACCUUAUCCAUUUGAUGAACCUUCUUCUUCACCACAAUAUUACACUAUUGGCAGAAGAGAAAGAUCUUACACUUUCACUGACGGUGGAAGGCAUAGAGACAAUAAUUUCAACGUUGGAAGGAAUGUGUAUGAUCGGCAUCGUCCUCCUUCACUUGGUCGUAAUUUUGGAAAUAGUCCACAACAAAAUUUCGGUUCUGGAAGAAAUGGAACAGUAACUAACACUUCAAGAUCACAAUUUAAUAACCAUUCACCGGCUGAACAAAAGGAUAGUUUGAGUCCUGGGAAAAUUCAAGGAGACAAUUUUCCUCCACGUGCCAAAUCCGCAUCUCCUUCAUAUUUUCAUAGAAGAAAUUCCAAUGAAUCAGAGUCCGUAGAUUCUAAAAAGAUUGGACAAUCUUUAAAUAAUACAGCAAAUUCGUCUUCUACUGAAAGUUCUACUGCACCUUCACCAGUAUCUCCAUCCCCAGAUGAAUCACCUUGUACUGAUGAUAAACAUAGAUCGAUUGUCUCGUCUCCUACUUCAAAUCAUGUGACUUUUUCCGAGAAUUUGAAAGAAUCAGCAUCCACAAAAAGACCUAUAUAUAUGCCUCGUAGACAAAGCUUUACAGCAUUAACUGGUGAAGGAAAAUCACACAGGACUCGAAGUUUAACCUUUGAUAAUAAGCCACAUUCAAACUUUCAGGAACAUAUAUGGCAAGUCAGAGAUUUAUGUUUGAUGAAAGUUCGAACUCGGAUUGGACCACGACGGGACGCUGGAGUCCGUCCUUUUGAGUUCGAAAAUUAUUAUAACUCGCUUGAGG
Racocetra fulgida is the source of this 1572-nucleotide messenger RNA. Lineage: Eukaryota; Fungi; Glomeromycota; Glomeromycetes; Diversisporales; Gigasporaceae. The record is from the annotation of a GenBank genome assembly.